AUGGCCAACCAAGCCGCCAAGAAGGCGCAGCGCGCCAGCGCGUCGCUCAGCACGCGGCUGCAGCAGUGGAUCGUGCCCAUCAACGUGCUGUACUUGCUGUACUGCGUCCUGUGGCACUACAGCUCGGUGACCACGUGGACGCUCGUGGGCUACGUCUUCCUCACGGCGUCCACGUACCUGAGCUACUCGUGGGUCGUCGGCGCAGCUGAGGAGGGAGGCAGCAGCGAAUGGACCUGUUUGUUGUCUCCCGGUGUCCGCUUUAGAUACGCGAUGGACGUCCUCAUCAUCACGCUCUUCGUGCAGGCCGGGCUCAUGGUCUCGAGCUACUUCUGGCUCGUGUACCUCGUGAUCCCGGGCUACCUGCUCUACCACGGCGGCCGCAUGCUGCUCAACUACGUCUUCACUCCGGACCCGACGGACGAGGACGACCCCGCGGCGCUCAAGAAGAAGGAGAAGGCCGAGCGCAAGGCUGCACGCCCCAAAUUCCGACACAGCCGUCGGUAG
Molecule: messenger RNA, 504 nt
Organism: Phytophthora sojae
Lineage: Eukaryota; Oomycota; Peronosporomycetes; Peronosporales; Peronosporaceae
Exons: 3
Coding region: 1-504 (167 amino acids)
Biological process (GO): vacuolar protein processing
Cellular component (GO): intracellular membrane-bounded organelle
Source: RefSeq, a predicted model, not a curated record